GCGAGAUGGUUGUUUUGGCAUCAGCUAGUGUAGUCAUUUGUCAAAAGGUAAAGCAAAACUUUUAGUUAUCCUGUUUUGGCCGUGGGAUUAAGGACACACUUCGAGGCUAUGUUAACUCUUAUUUACCCGAGCAGAUGAAAUGAACUGUUUUGCUCGUCAAAAACUGACAUUUGGUUAAUUUGGUGAAGUACGGUAGCUGGCCGUGCGCUAGCCUGUCGGCUAACUGAAAGCUUGUCACUCUGUCAACAAGUUUCGUUCACCAUGGACAGCACGGCGUUGGAGCUCGAUGCUGUCAAGUUUGCCAAAACGGCUGUGACAUAUGACCAGAAUGGCAAAUAUAACGAGGCUGUAUUUUAUUAUAAGGAGGCAGCCCAGGCCCUAAUAUAUGCUGGCAUGGCAGGGUCUAAGCUGGAGGGAAUCCAGGAUAAAGUGAAUGAGUACUUGGAUCGUGUCCAAGCCCUUCACAAUGCUGUCCAGGCACAGAAAAGUGACCCGCUGAAAUCCCGCCACCAGUUGGAUCUAGAGCGUGCCCACUUCCUUGUCACCCAGGCCUUUGAGGAAGACGAGAAGGGGAAUGGCGAUGAAGCUAUUGAAUUGUACACUCAGGCUGUGGAACUGUGCAUUAAGACGUCCAAUGAAACAUCAGACCAAGCGUUGCAGACCAAGCUAAAGCAAUUAGCACGUCAGGCGUUGGACAGGGCGGAAGGUCUUAAACAAUCUCAGUCCAAAUCUGCUCAAGCCCAGACUCAGGACAGGACGGGACCUCCUGCAACCAAGCCCAAUAAUUGUGCCAGUUCUGGAGGACCGGUCCGACAGUUUUUCCCUCUUGGACCAGACUUCUCUCUCCAUGACAGACCACAACCACAACCUAUUCGGGCUGUCCAGUCCAGUGAGCCUCAAGGUCAGCGCUACACAUCUGAGGAGAUCGAGGUGCUCAGGAGUACAUCUACAAUCAAUGGCAUAGCCUAUGUGCCCUUCAUGAGUGUGGACCUGAAGGAGCGAUUUGCCUUUCCUGUCCCUUUCUCGGACAAAAUGGGGAAACUGGCCUUGUCACCCAAACAGAAAGCCAUCUUCUCCCGCUGGGUCCGUCCAGACGAGAUCUGCAAUAACCCCACCAUGAUCAUGUCUGUGUCCAGCUUCAGCAUCAAACAGACGGUGGUAUCUGACUGUUCGUUUGUGGCAUCACUAGCCAUAAGUGCUGCCUAUGAGAGGCGCUACAACAAAAAACUCAUCACCAGCAUAAUCUACCCUCAGAACAGACGAGGUGAACCAGAGUAUAACCCCUGUGGGAAGUACAUGGUCAAGCUUCACAUCAACGGAGUUCCCAGGAAGGUGAUUAUAGACGACUACCUCCCAGUGGAUCGUAAUGGAGAGCUGCUGUGCUCCUACUCCAGCAACAGGAACGAGCUCUGGGUCUCCUUGAUCGAGAAGGCCUACAUGAAGGUGAUGGGUGGCUACGACUUCCCUGGCUCCAACUCGAAUAUUGAUCUGCAUGCACUCACUGGCUGGAUCCCUGAACGCAUCGCCAUGCACUCUGACAAUCAGUCAUUCAGCAAAGAUGACACCUUCCGUAUGCUCUUCCAGAGGUUCCAUAGAGGCGAUGUACUUAUCACCACGGCAACAGGGGUGAUGACAGAGGAAGAAGGGGAGAGAUGGGGUUUGGUGCCAACACACGCCUACGCUGUUCUUGACAUCAGGGAUUACAAGGGAAUGCGUUUCCUGCAGCUGAAGAAUCCGUGGAGCCAUCUGCGGUGGAAGGGGCGCUACAGCGAACGGGAUGAGAAGAACUGGACACCUGAGCUCCUCAAAUACCUCAACUUUGACCCCAAGACUGCACAGAAGUUUGACAACGGUGUUUUCUGGAUUGCAUGGGAGGACCUUUGUCAGUACUACGAUGUCAUCUACCUGAGCUGGAACCCUGCACUCUUCAAAGACUCUUCCUGCAUUCACAGUAGCUGGGAUGGGAAGCAGGGUCCAGUGAAGGAUGUCUACAGUCUUGCCAACAAUCCCCAGUACAAGCUGGAGGUCCAGUGUCCAACAGGGGGAGCUGCAGUGUGGGUGCUGCUCACCAGGCACAUCACUGAUAAGGAUGAUUUUGCACAAAACAGAGAGUUCAUCACGUUGGUUGUUUACAAGACAGAUGGCAAGAAGGUUUACUAUCCAGCGGACCCCCCUCCUUACAUUGAUGGCAUCCGCAUCAACAGCCCACACUAUCUGACCAAGAUGAGGCUGACCAGCGCGGGAACGCACACCUUCACCCUGGUGGUUUCCCAGUACGAGAAACAGAACACCAUCAAGUACACGCUGCGGGUGUACUCUGGAUGCAAAUUCACCUUCUCCAAGAUCCCAAAUCCCUUCACUCACACAAAAAGGUUGAAUGGCCAGUGGAAGGGGAUCAGCGCCGGAGGCUGUGGGAACUACAAGGAUUCAUACAAAAACAACCCCAUCUAUCAGAUAAACUUGGAGCGGUCCGGGCCGCUGCUCAUCGAGCUGCGAGGAUCCAGGCAGUACAGUGUUGGUUUUGAGAUGGUGACGGUGUCAACAGUGGGUGAUCCGGGCUCAGCUGCCUUCCAGAAGAAGAGCAGUGGAGAUUACAGAUGUGGUUUCUGCUACAUGGAGGCGGACCAUGUCCCGGCAGGCAUCUAUAACGUCAUCCCCACCACCUUCCUACCCAAACAGGAGGGACCCUUCUUCCUGGACUUUGCCAGCACUUCACCUCUCAAGGUCUCCCAGCUCCAGUGAAGAUGGAGCUGGAGAACAUUCAGGGUGGGGAUUUGGAGGAAGGUACUUAACGACGUCAAGGGACGCUUGAUUUAAAAACAGGAUGUGAUGUGGUGUCAGAGUUUCCUUAAAGCCCCAAUAGCCUAGAAUAUGACUGCUGCUAGCCUUUCCUCCUCUUCUCUCACUGAAACUUUCCUAACAUUAAUGGUCACAUUGGGCCCUUGAAGUUUAACAUUGGUUGGAUGAUACAAUGUAAGAAAUAUAUCAUUAAUAAGGAAUGUUCACAGGGUGAAACCCAUAACCGUCGACUCGUUUUGGGACAGAAUGAUAUACACCAAAAAUGAAACAGCCAUUACAGUACUGACAAAGUAAUGGUGAUGUAAGCGGUACCUCCUUUUGCCAUAAUAUGGCAGACACUGUUCCUCUAUCAGACUAAUUAGGCUUUUCAUCAAUUAAACGGUUUUUAGUCUGUCUGCCAAAUCUGAGGGGUUUCUUGAGAAGAUAGUGAUCAUACGACAACAUCCUGGAAUCCACAGGAGAUGUUGCAGGGUUUAAAUGAGCUGCAAAUUUUGUGCCAGGGUUGUUUGGAAGCAGCUGAGUCAUCUUCUCCCCCUCCUCCUCCUUGAAGUCUGCUACUUCCUCCUCCUCUGCUUCCUCCUUCUAUUUCUUAUCUUCUUUUGUUUAUUCUUCUCCUUCCUCCUGCUCUUGUUGUUGUUGAUCUCUGCCUCCUUCUUCUCAUCCUCCUUGUUUUUCUUCUUCUCCAUAUUCUUCUCCUUUGUUGAGACCGGUUUUGUAACAAUGAGCAACUCAACAAUAUAGAAUUACCUCCCCAUCGUUUUGGGGUCACAUAUGGAUUAAAUGUUAAGGUGUCCAUAGACCUUUGGUGAAUCUAAGUUGAGAUGAUUUUUUUAUAUAAUUCACCCACAUUAUUUUGUUAUUAUAUGUCAGUCCAAACAUCUUAGUGGUGGAUAGCAGGCUAUUACAAGCUUUAAAUUCAUUAAAAUUAGUUAAAUUAAACAUUUAUUGUUGGUUCCACCAUAAUUCUCACAUAAGUACGAAUUUGUUGAUAGUGUGUGAUGUCUGAGUUGCUCAUUAUUGCAAAACAGCUUGAAUAAGAAGAAGUUCCUUGAUGCCGACAGCCAAAUAAGUAACAGCUGAUCUGAAAAUAUUCUCUCAGACCUGAUGGGAUUUGGUGACGUCUUGUCAUUCAGUUUGACUUCUAUGAGUUUAUUGGGCUGCCAAACAAUAGCCAAGGCCGGGACAUUUUGUUUCGGUGAAUGGCGGUGAAGGUUUUGUUAUUCUCAGGAGCAGUGCAGCAGAGCAGCACCACAGGGAUCCAGUAUGGCAGCAGUUGAAUGAUGUCUCUUCAUGUUGUCUGCAGAUGUGAUGGCUGAUUGACAAACAUCAGCCUGAUUGUUACUGACAGGCCUCACGUCAGCGCUGCAUGAGACGGGUAUCGCACACUGCAUGUGUUAUACCCGUCUGUGUGUGUGUGUGUGUGUAAAUGUUUGAAUGUCGCUAUCAACUUUUUACAGGUAAAAUUUGAAAUGUAUCGCCAAGUACUCGUAUUCUACUUUACUUUUUUGUAAAUUUACUGCACUUUUUUGAAAUAAUUUCUCAACAUGUUUACUGUCAUACACAAUAUUUGGAACUGAAAAUCUCUGUUUGAUUCAUUAGUGGAAGCAGCAGCUCAUGUAAAGUCACCUCAUUUCCUCAGUGUGUGGAAGCUUUGUUUUGGGUGAGCCCACCUAUCGUCAUUGUCUUCUGCACAAAUGUCACUCCUACAUUGUGUGCCGUUUAUCUCUGCACAGCUGCAGAUCACCUGGGGACAAUGUGUGUUUUUCAACUUCGGAGGUAAUGAUUUGUGUGAGAUUAAAAUGCAGGCGUUGUUCACUGAGAAGUUACAUUGUCUUGAAGUUGACGGAUCAUGUCACACUCAUUUACUAUGCUUUAUGUGCAAACAUUUGUGUCUGAAACACAUUUCUUACUUAGUUAAAUCACCAAUUCAAAUACGAUAUCAGUGUGACUACAUUCACAAUAUUUCAUCUAUGCCCCAAAACUACAAUCAGAAUAGGACUUUUUUGACAUUUGAACUCAUUCUGUGGAGCAUGAAUCUGGUCUAAACAUCAUACGAGGACUAAGUUGUUUUUGUUCCCUCAUUUUUACUGACCAAUGCGGAAUUCGUUCAAUAGAAGAAUCUAUUGUUUCAAACUCAACUUGUAUUUCUACCUCCAAAGUUUCAUCAAGUCACGUGAUGUUUACAUCAUAAUAUCAAAAGAACAAUAUGUAUAUAUUUUUUUCCCAAAUAGAGAAAAAGUACUUUGGCAAAUUCAAAGUGAGGCAAUUGACUUGGCCAAUGCUUUUCAGCCACACAUGCCCACAUGUAGGGUUAAUAGUAAACGAGUGUGUCUGACUACACAGUUGUAUCAGUGUUGAAGCUGCACGCUGCAGGACUAAGUCUGUCUUCUCUGACCUUGAUGCACACAACUGUAAGUUGCUGCAAGCCCCUUCCUCAUUCAGUGCCGUGUAAACAUCUGUCACUAAUUAUUUGUAAAAUUUAAUUCAACUAACUGUUCAACAAAAUGGAACAAAAAUUUGAAAAAUUAGUUAUGAAAUUAAAUAUAAAGAACGUCAUUAUCUGGAACCAGAUGUGUAUUUUUGGCAUGUUUGCUGAACUCAGUGGGACUCUGACCUGAAUGUAGACAUAAGACAGACAAAUGUCUUAAUAUAGUACUCAAACAUGUGUAAUGAUACAUUAUGUUAACAGCAAAUUUUGGCUUUUCUGUACAAUCAGUUUAUUUUGAAGAUAUGAAGUGACUGGCUAUAACCUGAAAAUGUUGUCCAUGUACCAUUAUUCCAUCUAAAUGCAGGCUGACUGUAAAUGAACUGUAGGGUUGUUAAGAUUGAAAUGUAUUGAGAGUGGAAUAUAGCUUUAACUAUCCCUUGCCAAGCACUUCUGUUCUCCUGUCAAUUAAUAAUAAUUUAUUAUUGUUUUGAAUUCUGUCUGUUACUGUGUUCUGUUAUGUCUUUUUAAACUGUCAACUAGCCAACUCAUUUAAAGAUGCAGCUGGACAAUCUUGCAGCAACCUGUUCGUAUGAAUGAUGAUGUAAUGGUUGCAGAAUUUGCACUAAAUGUUGGGUAAAAUGAUGUGUCGGAAAUUUGAAUACAGCAAAUUAUAUCUG
Messenger RNA from Mugil cephalus (flathead mullet), 5904 nucleotides. RefSeq names its product calpain 7 (gene capn7). Gene Ontology annotation, biological process: proteolysis. Bases 262 to 2742 code for a protein of 826 amino acids. Gene Ontology annotation, molecular function: calcium-dependent cysteine-type endopeptidase activity. The record is from RefSeq and is a predicted model, not a curated record. NCBI's taxonomy places the organism in Eukaryota, Metazoa, Chordata, Actinopteri, Mugiliformes, Mugilidae. The transcript has 21 exons.